This is a messenger RNA of Acyrthosiphon pisum (pea aphid), 3864 nucleotides long. RefSeq names its product dopamine beta-hydroxylase. Gene Ontology annotation, biological process: octopamine biosynthetic process; norepinephrine biosynthetic process; dopamine catabolic process. The record is from RefSeq and is a predicted model, not a curated record. Bases 181 to 2001 code for a protein of 606 amino acids. Lineage: Eukaryota; Metazoa; Arthropoda; Insecta; Hemiptera; Aphididae. Gene Ontology annotation, cellular component: secretory granule membrane. The transcript is spliced from 9 exons. Gene Ontology annotation, molecular function: dopamine beta-monooxygenase activity; copper ion binding.
GUCAGAGCGUCGCCGAUGACAAGUCGGAGGUUGCUGCUGUUUAGAGCGUCCCGUCGUCGUCUGCGAGGCGCGCGCGUGCCGCUUAUCGUUUAUCGCGCGUCAGUCGCACCGCCGACACGGUGCCGAGUCGUAUAAUAUCAUACACAUAACACUUUUUAAAUUCUCGACGACACGUCCGUCAUGAAACAACAGCGGUCCGCUUCGCAGCAACCGCUGCGGUGGUGCCGCCGAUGGACGGCCGUUGUAGCAGCCAUCGUCACCCUUUUCUCGGCCACAGAUGGUGGCCACGCAGGGGCCGCUGGACGCCGUGUGUACACCGCACCGCUGGACGACACGGGCCGGACGGCUGUCUACUGGACGGUCGACUACGGAUCGCAGUCCGUCAAGUUCGAAGCGCACUUCGCGGCCGGCGGCGGCCCGUUCGACUGGCUGGCGGUGGGCUUCUCGGGCCGCGGCAACCACUCGGGAGCCGACUUCUGCGUCAUGUGGGUCGACUGGAAAGGCGUCACCGGCAUGUUGGAUACGUGGACAGAUGACGCCGGAAGAAUUUCCGUAGAUGAGCGACAGGAUUGUGAAGAGUUCGAUGUUGCUCGAUUUCACGGAGGAGGUACUGCUUUGACAUUUACUCGAAAAUUUGAUACAUGUGAUGACGACCGCGAUUAUUUAAUCCAGGAUGGUACUACUCACCUUGUAUGGAUGGUAGGCGGCGGUCCACUAUUUGCAGUUGAAGGGCUGUUGGUGUCGCAGGCCAGAGCGAAGGGCAUGCAAAGGGUUCAGUUGCUAAAACCGGAAAGACCGCAGGUCCGAUUGCCGGAUAAAGUGUCCAAAAUAGACGUGUUGGCUUCCAAGGUAAACGUUCCCGCGGAAGAGACGACGUAUUGGUGUCACGUGAUGAAGAUUCCUCUGGAUUUAUCGUUCAAACAUCAUAUCGUCAGGUUUGAGUCGGUUAUUGACGAAAGUAGUCGAGGUGUAGUGCAUCACAUGGAGGUGUUCCAUUGCGAAUCCAGUGCUGGCACUCGGAUACCAUUGUACAGUGGUCCUUGUUUUUCGGAAAAACGGCCGUACAAGACACAAGUGUGCAAGAAAGUGAUGGCCGCCUGGGCCAUGGGAGCUGCUCCUUUCGUGUACCCCGAGGAAGCCGGUUUACCCAUCGGAGGUCCCGAUUUCAAUAGCUAUAUCAUGUUGGAGGUGCACUACAACAAUCCCGGAUUAAGAAAAGGCAUGGUGGACAGUUCCGGCGUACGAUUGUACAUAACGCCGGAAGUGAGAAAAUACGACGCCGGAGUGAUCGAACUGGGCCUAGAGUACACAGACAAAAUGGCCAUACCGCCGAAGUUGGAGGAUUUCACGUUGAGCGGCUAUUGUAUUGCUGAAUGCACCGCAGUGAGUAUCCCUUCGGCUGGGAUUGAGAUCUUUGGUUCACAAUUGCACACUCACCUUACUGGCACCAUGAUCUACACGAAACACGUACGAGACGGACAGGAACUACCGGAACUCAACAGGGACAAUCAUUACAGCACGCAUUUUCAGGAAAUUCGUUUACUUCAUAAACCGGUGCGAGUGCUUCCUGGGGAUGCAUUAAUAACUACGUGUCAUUACAACACCGAAGACAGACAAAAUAUUACACUUGGAGGAUUCAGCAUUACCGACGAAAUGUGCGUCAACUACGUGUAUUACUAUCCGAAGAUAGAGUUAGAGGUGUGCAAGAGUUCAAUAAGUGACCAAAACCUCAAGAGCUAUUUCAAAUUUCUGAACGAGUGGGAGAGGCAGCGGACGUCGCCAGAGCGGGCGGUGAGCGUCAACUACAACGGGGCCGAGUGGACGCCGAUGCGGAGUCGAGUGCUGCACCAGGUGUACGAACAGAGCACGCUGUCCAUGCAGUGCAACAGGAGCACAGGCGAACGGUUCCCUGGUGACUGGGAGAACAGGCCGUCCACUAAAGUGCUGUACACGCUGCCACCGCCGGCUAGGAGCUGCAGUAGACUUACGCCGUCCUCAUAAGUCAUAAUACACCGAUGUCCUGCUGUAUCUCGCAUUACAUUUUAAUAUUAUAAUAAUUAUUACAUAAUAUUAUAAGUAUAGGUCCUCGAAAAACUUCCCUCUGCAGGCAGGACAGUCCUUGUCGACGGCUCUUGCACCGCCUCAAACGAUUGGUGUGCAGCCCUUCCAACGCGAACCAUAUUUAAGUGGCCACGAAUCGAAUAACUUCGUAAUGUUAAUUUGUAUAGGCAACCGUAUAAUGUUAUUUGAAGGAAACUUAAAAGAGUAUUCUGCUGCUUCUUAUUAUAAUAUAGUAAUUUGAAAAAAAAUACGUGCCUAGAUAGAUAUUGUCAUUAGAAAAUAUAUUUAUAUAGACCUAUAAAAAUCUAGUGUGACAUAAGAAUAACAAUGAAGACUCAAUAACCGCACGAAAACAUUUUUAACUUUGAAAUCCUGAAAAUUGUCAAAGAUACAGCGUUAUGUCUCCAGCGUUAUAAUAAACUGAUCACCUCGUAUGCUAUUAUACACCUCCACGCGUUUCUUGACUUUAUGCUUAUAAUAUAUCUAUUAUAUAAUAAUUUAUAUUUUUACUAUUAAUGAUGAACUAUCUCUUAACACCUGCGUCGUCUUAUAUAAUAUAAUAUAAUAUAGACACAACUAUAGUAUUAUUAUCAUUACAUUGUUUAUGAUACCUGUAACACCUCAUCACCAUCCCUUUUGCGCUUACAGCGGAUUUCUCAAAAAUAUAUUUUAUGGAUGGUGCGCCUCUGAGUACUAUCAUAGAAGUAUAUUUUAUUUUACUUACGUCCUAUACUCACCCAUGAUAUUAUAAUAAUAUGAAUAUUUAAUAAAUGAAGAAACAUGAUGAAAUAUUCCAAUACCUACACAUAGAAAUUAAAACGAAUCCUUUUUCAGGCUGUCACUAUUUCGUUUUUGUGCACUUCAAAUUUAAUAAAAACACUUGGUGUGUAUAUAUUAUUUCAAGUAAGUAACAUUAAACCCGAAGCUUAUAAAUACAAAAACAAAACAUUUAAUACCUUUCCGUACCAUUUAUUUACAUUUAAAAAAUUACAUUUCGUGAUUAUAUACACAAAUACCUAAACUUUUUAAUUAAAUUAAAGUUUUAGUCAAUAUUAAAAUUAUAUAAACAAUACAAUCGGGAGUAGUGAUCAUAGGGAAAAUUUUGGUUGCCAAUCAGCCAACCACAACUAUUCUGAUCUACAAACGGUGCAAAGUUAUAACUUAUAAUAUAUGAAAAAAAUCGUCUUAUUACCGUUAAAUGUAUUAAACGAAUAUUAUUACUUAAAUCCAAAUAUUUAUUUUGUCCCAUUUCUAAAAUUUUUGAGAAAUGUCCAUAAAUAUUAAAUUAUUUAAAAAUGCUAUUGAACAUUGAUUAUAUAUUCAAUAGUCUGAUCAAAAUUUUAAAAAUAUUCUUGAAAUUACAAAUAAAAAACGAAUUAAAACUUUUAAAAGUUUAUUAAAUAAUUUAUCUGCAAAAUUCUGCAUGCGAAUAUGAACUACAUUUUUGCCAAACAUAAAAUUGUCUAAUAUUGAAUAAAAAUGAAAAUGCAUUUUCCAUCGAUGUCGAGAGCCUAUAUUAUAUAUAUUAAGUAAUGAAAUUAUAGAUUAUUGUAGCUGUAUAGUACUUAUAUUAUUGGAAAAGAAAUUAUCAAGCUUGUUCAAUAACAAAAUAAAAUAAAGGUACUUAAUUAAAUAAUUGUAUUUACCGCGCAAAUGGUUAUUAAAAAAAUAAAUAAAUUACCUAUAUAGUUUAUAAAUUAUAAUAUUUGUAUGCUUACUUUUAUACGUUUACUUACAGUAAUAGACAAUAGUAGUAUUUAACAUGAACAAUAUUAUAAUACGCGUAUAUUAUAUAUAAAACUA